GGGGAGGGAUCCCAUCAUCCACCGGCGUGACAUUGGCAGUGAGCGCUCUGUUCAUGUCUCAGGAAUUGAAGAAAAGCAGCAUUCUCCUGUCUUUAGGAGGAUAUUGGAAAACGGUAGUUACGGGCAAAUAUUACCUGGAACUCAAUUCAGUCAGUUUUUCAGUCGAGGAGGACCACUUUGCCUAAGCACAGUCAUCAUGGCAGGCUUGGGGAGCGCAAGACGUAUGUUCCAAUUGGGUAUUUCCCCUCCUUUCUUUUCCGUAGUUGCCCGGACCAGUACUCCCACCAUUCUUUGUGUCAAUGCUUCAUUCAGAUGGCAGUCCACGGCCGCUGCUGCAGCCAUUGCAAAACCAGAACCAGCCCCUCAUUUUCAGGAAAGCAGAAAACCUAAGACCGGAAUUUUGAUGCUGAACAUGGGUGGACCGGAGAAGCUGGAUGAUGUUCAUGACUUUCUGUUUCGCCUUUUCAUGGACACGGAUUUAAUGACGCUUCCGGUGCAAAGUAAACUGGGACCUUUCAUUGCCAAGCGACGCACCCCUAAGAUUCAGGAGCAGUACAGCAGGAUUGGGGGCGGCUCCCCCAUUAAAAAGUGGACCACGGUGCAGGGUGAGGGCAUGGUGAAGCUGCUGGACGAGAUGUGCCCUGACACAGCUCCACACAAGUUCUACAUUGGGUUCCGGUACGUUGACCCGCUGACUGAGGCGGCCAUUGAGACGAUGGAGAAGGACGGGGUGGAGAGGGCGGUGGCUUUCACUCAGUACCCCCAGUACAGCUGCUCCACCACAGGGAGCAGUCUGAACGCCAUCUACCGGUACUACAGCAACCGAAGGGAGCGGCCCAAAAUGCGCUGGAGCGUGAUUGACAGAUGGCCCACACACCCACUCCUCGUCGAGUGCUUCGCCCAGCACAUCCUUAACGAGCUGGAGAAGUUCCCCGCAGACAAGAGGGACGACGUGGUCAUCCUGUUUUCUGCGCAUUCGCUCCCCAUGUCUGUGGUGAAUCGAGGUGACCCUUACCCCCAAGAGGUUGGAGCCACGGUACAGAGGGUCAUGGAGAGGCUGCAGCACUGUAACCCGUACCGGCUCGUCUGGCAGUCCAAGGUGGGUCCCAUGCCCUGGCUCGGCCCGCAGACGGACGACGUCAUCAAGGGGCUGUGCCAGCGGGGCAAGAAGAACCUGCUGCUGGUGCCCAUCGCCUUCACCAGCGACCACAUCGAGACGCUGCACGAGCUGGACAUCGAGUACUCCCAGGUGCUGGGGGAGGAGUGCGGUGUGGAGAAUAUCCGCAGGGCAGAAUCCCUGAACGGUAACCCCCUGUUCUUCAAGGCGCUCGCCGACCUGGUUCGGUCUCAUCUGAGAUCCAACGAGCUGUGCUCCCGGCAGCUGACCCUGCGCUGCCCCCUGUGUGUGAACCCCACCUGCGGCCAGACCAAGGCCUUCUUCUCCAGCCAGAAGCUCUGACCCGAACCCCCAACACCCCCAGACCCCCCCGACUGCAAAGGCAAAAGGACAUGCCCCAGAGUUAACACAACAGCACCAGGAAACUCGUUGGAAAGGACAAGCUGUCUCCCCUCGUCCCUCCCAAAGUUAAAGAAAUAAACAGCGUGAAGGCUUUUCUCAGUUUUAACAGCACUAACAUUCCAGUGCAUCUUGGGAAACCGCAUUCCUCCUUUGUUGAAUAGGAUUUUAAAAAGUAACCCCUUUCUGCUAGCAGAAUCAUCUGGUCAUUUCCCCUUUCACUCUAGAGAUUCCCCUUCAGAGGGCUGUGAAUGAGGCCCCCAGCAGAGCGGGCUCAUCCGGGCCCUGUGUCUCUCUGCUGCUCCCUGCUGUUUCUCUGGGGAACUCACACGCAUACAUGCUGUCAGAAGGAGAUCUUAUUGCACACAGGAGGAUCUCACCGGGCCACAGUGACCCUCUGUCUGUGUGGGCAGACAGGUCAGCGGCUGUCCCAGAUGAACUGUGUGUUUAUGGGAAAAGGACGUCCCUCUGCUGGACGUGGGUUCAGGUGGAGAUGCUGGACCGAUUCUGACUCUGCUCUCAUUCCUGCCAGGGCCCGUUAGCGCUAGCUUUACGCCAUCGCACAACAGCGUGCGCACAGCCACUCCGAAGGACAGACAGACAGACAGACAGAGCGCUGCGGCCUCCAGGACCAGUGACACCCUUACCUGUGUGCACGGACAGACAGACAGUUAGACAGAAAUACAGACGAACCCCUCAGUGUUGUUUAUUCCCUGAGCAAACCUGAAAAGAACACACCUGACCAUGUGCCUUCACGCUCCCCUCGCACAAGGCAUAGCUGCCACAUGACCGCGUAACGCACAUGACUGCCGGCCUCUGCUCCUGUUACCACCGUAGGCAGAUGGGAGAGAGAGGACGUGCUCACUGAGCUCUGCUCAUCCUUUCUUUUCCACGUCAUACCCGUGUGCACUUUUGUUUUUUUUAAUACUGCUGUUGAACAUUCAGAAGUAGUUGAGCUUAACUUAUUUUAUUUAUAUUUUAAAAUGAGCCAUUUAUACAUGUUAAUUUUGUUUACUCUAAAGAACCUUAACGAGUGCUUCCCAAAGUCUUCUUUCUUUGCAUAAAAACAGACCGCAUCAGCAACUUAAUGUGAGUUAAUACAGUAAAGUGCAUUCUCACCUUCACUGUAAUCUGUUUUUCAUUGUCCCCCCCGCUUUUCCCAAGUGGCCCGUAGAUGUUGUUGAUUAAGGGGGGUGAAACUGGGGGCCCUGGUUUAGGGCCGCUGCUCUCAGGGGCUGCUGCUCUCCAGGGCCAGUGUGCGUCCGAAAGGGAGCACAGCGAAGCGAAAGCGCUGUGGACUCUGGGACUCUUUGGACUCUGGGUCUGCAGCACCGUGCGAUCUCUCAUUGAGAGGGCUCCAGUUGACAUCUGCAACGUGAGGGUGUGUGCUGGGCUGGGACGCUAUUGGUAGGAGCUGGGCAAGGUUUGGGUGCGGUUGGGGCUAUGGGUUGGGGGGGGGGGUUUCAUGGGAGAAUGAAAUGAGAAUGGACGAGCAGGAAAGUGAGGGAGGAUGAUAGGAGGGGUUGAAUUGGAAAGGGCAGGAGGGGGAAGAGGGAGAAAGUGACAUGAACAUAUGAACUGGGGUCAGAAAUGUCAUUCUGUAGAAGGGAGGACUACUAAAAGCAGCUCAGUCACAUGCAUUGUUAGGUUGUCUUUUAAUUGAAACCUGGGGGUUGUUUUCUGAGAAAUGGUCAAUUCUCAAACUUACUGUUAUCAUGCUGAUCAGAUGAUAAAACCAGAUUUUAAUACCAUGGUUUGCCUUGUGGUGUAUUUUAUCUAGGGUGGUGCAGUGGGCAAUGUGUAAAAACCAGAGCCUGAGUGAAGGAGAUGCAUCCUGCCAGGUUCAGUCUUUGCAGUGUACUUCACCCAGUGAAGAAAGCAACUGAUCAAUACUUAAUACAACAGGUAAUUGAUCUGAGUUGGUAAAGCUUAAAUUUCUUCUGUCAAACACUAUAUAGCAGGCUAUUAGCUAGUGUAAGUAUAGAACGUUCACAGUAUGCUCAAACUAAGCUUUGUGUUGCCGUGUGCUGUGAUAACAUAGCAUCUGUGUAGUUGUGGUGGUAAUAGAUGAACUUUUGCCUUUUCUCUGAAGCGUUUGAAAAAUAUCCCUGUGCUAUUAAAGUCAAGGUACGAAGAACCUUCACAUGUUUGGUAAGCACAGUUUAAAUAGCAUCACCACACACAGGAAACAGUUUGUGGCAGUCCUGUGUGGGCUUAACUUGCUCUAGCUUUUUCAAACACUUUCACAACAUGGAGAACAGGCUCUGUGCCAGAGAGUCACAGAAUCCCUCGUUGCUGUGACAUCACUAGAGCUUUACUGUCGGGAAAUGGAAAUGACCCAUUGAGCAGCAUACCAAAUGUUUAACUAUGACAGUUGUACAUUAUAGAUAGCUCUGAGAAGUUUCUUUUUUUAAAUGUUUACCUUCUUGAGGAAAUAUUAAAUUGCACUAAAGGAUUUUUCAUAAGGGAUGUGUGUAGAGCUCUUGACUAUACACACUUGUAGCUUGGUAACAGGCACUAUGCAGAUUUUGUGUGUCACUGAUUACAUCAUUGCAAUGUUGCACUACUGGCGUUAAUAAUUUAAGACUGAUUACAUUCAGACUUACAUAAGUACUUAAAUACAUUUGAGGAAAAAAUGAAUCUGAAAGUGUGUACUUUCGCAGAUAAGUAUGUAUAGCUAAACUCUGAUGUGUGGUUUAUCUGGUGAGACUUGUACUUUUAGGGUUCUACAUUGCCAAAAACAAAAAACGAUUUUCAGCAGUGAAGUCGAUGAAUCUGUAGAGGAAAUAUCAGAAAGUAGAGGUUAAUUUAUUUGUUUAAUAAAAUGUUAGAUUUGAUUUAGUGAGCAGCCAGUACAAUGUCAUAAACGCAUUUAGUUAAUUUAUGGAAGAGAUGCAGGCUUCCAAACAUAACUUAGUGCACCUUAAACCAGGACUUCCAUGCGUGUAUGUGGCGUAGAGCUCUCUGCUUUGAAACUGAAAAUGCUUUCGCUUUGUCUAUGUAAGAAUGUCCUUUUCAAUAAACGGGUGGAAUGCUAUGGAGAAAAAAAACAAAACAAAAAAAAAAAACUGCAGAUUUCAUGAAAAGGUGACUUCCUCUGUAUAUACGUCGACCUCGACUGAGAUGUUCAUUUAAGAAUAAAUAUUUGAUUGCA
Anguilla rostrata (American eel) is the source of this 4670-nucleotide messenger RNA. RefSeq names its product ferrochelatase (gene fech). Gene Ontology annotation, molecular function: protoporphyrin ferrochelatase activity. Bases 197 to 1459 code for a protein of 420 amino acids. The record is from RefSeq and is a predicted model, not a curated record. The transcript is spliced from 11 exons. Lineage: Eukaryota; Metazoa; Chordata; Actinopteri; Anguilliformes; Anguillidae. Gene Ontology annotation, biological process: heme biosynthetic process. Gene Ontology annotation, cellular component: mitochondrion.